This is a messenger RNA of Schizophyllum commune H4-8, 2301 nucleotides long. RefSeq lists its product as uncharacterized. The record is from RefSeq and is a predicted model, not a curated record. The coding region runs from base 1 to 2301 and encodes 766 amino acids. NCBI's taxonomy places the organism in Eukaryota, Fungi, Basidiomycota, Agaricomycetes, Agaricales, Schizophyllaceae. The transcript has 18 exons.
AUGCCGGUACGCGGCACGAAUGAUGAGAUACACGUUGAAAGUGAUAUAUCCAAGCUCUUACCCCUCCUCCCUCGCCAAGGAGGAAGCGAAUUGAGCGCUCUCAAGCAGCACUUCGAGGAUACGAAUUUCUCAAUGCCUGACUGCCUGAAGCGCCCGAGCCCGACAAAGAAGCGCUUGAGGGUCAACAGAGCACGACCACGCGACGCGAAUUGCCACGCUUUGAGAGCGAGGACGCUCACCGCGCUUCAAGAGCGAGGAUGCCUCCCGCGCUUCAAGGACGCGCUCAGAGAGCAAAGGGGGAGGGAGCCAAAGCGCUUCGGCAAGGUCAUGAAGAACGAGCUUGAGGAGGGGAGAUCACGACAACGUGAAGGCGACAGGAGGCGAAGGGGGAGGGAGUUCGGUAUAGAUCCAGCCGCUCGAGCUCGAAUGGGAGCGCUUCCGCUAGAGAUGAACGCACUCGAGCGCUCCGACGAGGGAAUCAAGAUGGGAUGGGGGGAGGAGGGGAAGGGAUCAAUAGUGACCUUGCAAUACACCGACGCCGCGCGAAGCGCGGCGUGUCGCGCUCUGCAGAUCUUCGAGUAUCUGCAUCCCGCCAAUCUCCUCGGCAUUGCGCAGACAUCGAAGCCCCUCCGCUCCCUCGUCAUGGAUAGAUCUUUUGCCCCCGUCUGGAGGGCAUGCAUGCAAAGAAUCCCAGAACUACCUCCCAAGCCCGAGCAUCUCGACGAGCCCGACUACGUCAACAAGGUCUAUGGGGAUCACUGCAGCUUCUGCUCUUCGCCCAAUUGGUCAACGGUAGCAUGGUCUCUGAUGCUGCGCUUCUGCAAGCAAUGUCUCCUUGAGAAAUUCACGGAGGUGAACCUCUUCUCGCAGAACCACAAGACGCCGGCUCUGCUUCUGGAGAAGCAUGUGAAUGACUUUGUCCCCAUGAUAUACAUUGGCUGUAAGGGCCCGAAUCUACGGCCUUCCCGCAUCUCUGCUAACAUCCCGUCGCCCAUAGCUCGCCUGUAUAUCCUCACUGACGAUCUCAAGAAGUUCAACAAGGAGUACAUGGCCGUUCGCUCACAACAGGACAAGUUCCAGCAGUGGGUGAACCAGCGAGUGACCGCAGUGAAGAGCAAUAUCGCCUUCGGCGAACAGUGCGGAGCGGCGCGCAAGCAUCACGACACCGCCGAAGACCGCAAGCUUCAAGCCAUUCGCGACGCGCGCUACAACCAAAUCGUUGCUGAGAUCAAGAAGUCAGAGAUCAAGGACGAGCUCAAGUACGCUCAGAGUGCGCUGGAAGAGCACCCGCUCGUCAACAAGGCGCAGCCCCUUACGGACGAUCAGCUUCCCAUCGUCGUCGCAGAGCUCAUUGAGCUCCUCGAAGAGCACAAGAAGGAGCGUCUCGAGAAAGUCCGCUUGCAGAAUCUCACCGGCCUCUGCUCCAAUGUCUACCGCGACUACACGUACCACAUCAGCAAGAUCCGGCCCGACAGCAUAUGUAUACCCAUCUGCGACCUCCUCCUCACGCCUCCGUACCAGGCGUACAUCCACUACACACCCGACAAGCCCCUCGGCCGCCGCCCGGAGCACAAGGAAAUGACCGAGCUGUCGAAGAAGUGGCGCGAGGCAAAAGACGCCGAGCUAGCGAACAUCGUGGCGAAAGCGCUCAAGAAGAAGCACGCAGACGUCCAACUCGUCAAUCUGGCCACGACGUUCUUCGAGUGCAAGAUGGACUCGGAUCCGAAGAGGUCAGACGAUACGCACACGAUCGGCUACCCGCAUAUCUUGGUUACCGAGUACGCGACGCGUCCGCACUACGGGGACGACAAGCGCGAUGAGCUUGUCUACGUUAUGGACGAGACGCCAUGGAACUUUCAAGGCGAACGCGUCGUGUUUGACGCUGUUGCCCACAAGCUUGCGCGGGAUGUUGUCAAGCUCGCUGGUCUCGACCCCGACAAGGCUACCAGAGUGGACAUGGACGCACGCGACGCCUGGUUCGUCUGCACUGGCUGCAGCAAGCGGGGUUACCGCCGCGUGAUGCAGUGGUACCAAGCGAUCCGCCACAUUCGUCCGGCCGCAGACCACUGGAAGGGCCUUUGCGAGAGCGGCAAACCCGCUCUUCAAGUUCUUGACGAGAAGGAUGCUGUACGAGCCGCUGUCGUCAAGGCCGACCAGUGGAACGUGCCGGGUUUGGCUCGCAAAGACCGUCGGCGUGGACGCGCUGCAGAGGAUGCUCCAAAGUCUACCUCGGUCAGCGCCAAAGACCUUGUGAUUCCUCUGGACAAGCCCGACGUUUGGGAAUAUGUCCUCACGAAGUAA